UGAUGAUUCAUGAUUGAUAAAGCAGGUUGUAAACAACGUCACUUGUCAAACUUGGAAUUUGCACAGAAAUUACUCUCUUUCGUCUGAUCCAAUCGACUUGGGUCGUUCGGACGAAAUGUUUGCGAGUGGGCCUAAUUAUGUGAAGCUGAAGACGCACCUUCGGCUGGCCAUCAACCGGCUCAAGCUGCUGGAAAAGAAGAAAACCGAGUUGGCGCAGAAGGCGCGCAAGGAAAUCGCCGACUACAUCGCGGCUGGAAAAGCCGAGAGGGCCAAAAUCAGGGUCGAGCAGAUCAUCAGGGAGGACUACCUGGUCGAGGCGAUGGAAAUCGUCGAAAUGUACUGCGACCUGCUGAUUGCCAGAUUCGGACUCAUCCAGCAAAUGAAAAAUUUGGACGAAGGACUUGCUGAGGCCGUUUCUAGUCUCAUAUGGGUUGCACCACGUCUGCAGUCGGACGUUGCCGAGCUUAAAAUCAUCUCCGACCAACUCACGGCUAAAUAUGGGAAGCAGUACAAUCAGGCCUGUCGUGAAGAGGCUGUGGGAACGAUUUCUGAAAAACUGAAGCACAAACUGAGCGUCCAGGCGCCUCCGAAGUUGCUCGUGGAAAAGUACAUAAUUGAAAUCGCCAAAAUUUACAACGUUCCCUACGAACCUGACCCACAAGUGAUGAUGAACGAGGAUACCGCCGGCUUGGACGCGCUCCUCAUUGACCUGAACAAUGAGAAAAACAACCUCGGUGGCGGAGGCAGGGGUGGAGGCGGCGGCAUGCCCGAGCCUCCAGGUUUCGUUGGAUUUCCUCAACCGCCUGCUCUGCCUUCAGAUUUGCAGCCUUUCAAUUAUCCGUCACCAGGUGGACAGGCGUCCGCAGCAGGUCCUGCUGGUUUUGUUGCUCCUCCUGCUCUGCCAAAUAUUGGGCCGAAUGCAUCAAACUUCUCGUCAGUUGAGCCACAUUUCAGCGCCAAAAGCAGCAAUCUUUCGUACAACAUUCCUCCGGACAACUCGAACGCCUCGGCCAGUGUACCCACUCCGAAAGCAUCACCUAAGAAGGCCAUGAACACCGACCCCCAGAACGACCCACCUCCACCUUACGGAAGCUUUCCCCCAGACGUGAACACAAACAAGGGAGCAAUACCAAAGCCGGCCCCUAGAGCAAAGAUGCCGGACAAUUUCGAGUUGCCUGAAUUGCCUUCAGUACCAGCAGAUGACUUUCCUGCACCUGGCUCUCAAAGCAUAGACAAUGAUGAGAUAGAUUUUGAUGAUCUAACAAGGAGGUUCGAAGAUUUGAAGAAGAAAACAUAAACCUCCUUAGUCUUUAUUUUUAUUAUUUCACAGUUAGAAUUUGCAAAGAUAUAUUUCUUAAAUGCUUCUCUUCUUUAUCAAUGGCAGUAGUAUUUGAAUACAUUUAAAAUUCGCAAAAAUAAAUAAUAAAUUGAAAUAUCUGAUUUCUUUUUUUAGCUUUAAAUGUUGUAUUUUAAUAAUUUUGCUUCUGCUCAUUCUAGUAAUUUAGAUAAAACCAUCAAUGCCAGCAGCAAAAAAUAAUUUUUCUUAAAUUGCUUGUUUCCUCAGUGCCUUUUCUCAAUAAUAAAAUUCAUUGAAAUAAAUCAUAGGCUACAGGCAAAAACUUUCUUAAUUUCAGAACACCUUAAUUAUCAUUUCAAAAAGUUCAAUAAAGGCAAGCUUGAAAAGUUGCACUUUUCAAUGGUGUUAGGCUUUUAGUAUUUUAACUGAAAAAUAUGAAUAAUUCCCAACGUAUUCCAUCCAAAAAUUCCUUUAAAAUAGUGUGAAACGGAUAUUCAUCAAUAACAAAAGUCGCAAGACGUUCUCACGCUUGUCUGAAACGCACCAUUUCGCAACCCACUCUUGGGUGCACAAAUUCUUGGCAAAAGUAAGAGUGCACCCAUGUCGGCCGCCAGGUACCAGGAAACGCGCAUUUUACAAGUUUCACGCACAUUGGGAUGGAAUAAUUUUUUUUGCCCGGUGAGUUUGAUUUUGUUGCGCUCAUUCAUAUUUUGGCAAUAUUGCAGCCAAAUAAGUAUGCAUAUUAAUUAUUAUUUAUGCAUUGCAAAUAAAACAUGAAUAAACUGCUAUAUACCGAUAUAAUACCAUUGAAAGUCUCACGCUGAACAAUGAAC
This is a messenger RNA of Neocloeon triangulifer, 2130 nucleotides long. RefSeq names its product IST1 homolog (gene Ist1). The record is from RefSeq and is a predicted model, not a curated record. Gene Ontology annotation, biological process: protein transport. Lineage: Eukaryota; Metazoa; Arthropoda; Insecta; Ephemeroptera; Baetidae. Bases 116 to 1297 code for a protein of 393 amino acids. The transcript is spliced from 5 exons.